AUGAUGGAGAAAGAGAAAACAAAGGAAGAAUUGUCAAGCCGGUUGGAGGAAAAAUAUAAAUGGCUCGAGGAGAAAUUCAGGGCCAUGGAAAGUAGUGAGAAUUAUCAAGGGAUCGACGCUAAAGAUUUGAGCUUAGUCCCGGAUUUGGUACUUCCCCACAAAUUUAAAAUGCCAGAAUUUGAGAAAUACAACGGGACUAGUUGCCCAGAAGCUCAUAUUACCAUGUUCUGCAGACGUAUGACUGGGUACAUUAACAAUGACCAACUGCUUAUACAUUGCUUCCAAGAUAGCCUCGUGGGGGCAGCAUCUAGGUGGUACAACCAGUUAAGUCGUACCAAAAUUGGCUCAUGGAGGGACUUAGCACAGGCAUUUAAAAAACAAUAUAGUCAUGUAGCUGAUAUGGUCCCCGAUAGAAUUACCCUCCAAAAUAUAGAGAAAAAGCCUAAUGAAAGUUUUAGGCAAUACGCGUAAAGAUGGAGGGAGGUUGCCGUUCAAGUCCAACCCCCACUCUUGGAGAGAGAGAUGUCAAUGCUCUUCAUCAACAUAUUGAAGGCACCAUUUAUCACACACAUGUUAGGAAGUGCCACGAAGAACUUCUCCGAUAUAGUUAUGAAUGGAGAGAUGAUUGAAAAUGCCAUCAGGAGUGGGAAGAUCGAGUCUGGAGAAAGUAACCAUAGAUAUGCUCCGAAAAAAAAGGAGAAUGAGGUAAACAACGUGAGCACCUAUAACAAGGGUUACUCGAAAUCAAUCACUGUGAAUCAACCAAGGAAGGUGGCUACUAAUCAGCAAAGUUCAUCAAGAAAAAGGCAAAACAUCGAGAAGCCCCAGUUUACGCCAAUUCCAAUGUCGUACAGGGAGUUAUAUCAAAAUCUGUUUGAUGCGCAUGUUGUCUCUCCUUGUUAUUUGAAACCUCUGCAACCUCCAUACCCCAAUUGGUAUGACACGAACGCGCAAUGUGACUAUCAUGCGGGAAUCAUAGGGCAUUCGAUAGAGAAUUGCACAGCCUUCAAAAGGCUGGUGGAAAAGCUGAUCGGUAUGGGUGUUGUCAAGUUCGAUGAUUCACCCAGUGGGGAAAAUCCAUUGCCUAACCAUGCUGACAAGGGGGUGAACAUGAUAAGCGGAAAUACAGGGAGGAAAAUCAAAACAGAUAUUGUAGAAGUAAAAACCCCACUGAAAUGGGUUUUGAAACAAAUGAUAGAUAUGGGAUUAAUCAUUCAGAAUCUAGAGAAGAGACCAAGAGGGAUGAAGAGCUACUGUGAGUUCCAUGCCGAGAAGGGUCAUAAUAUCCAGGAAUCCUUUCCUUAUAAGGAUAGCAAAAAGGUUCCUUGGAAUUAUGACUGCAACGUGAUAAUCCCGGGAGAGGAAAGCCCGGUAAACGCUUCAGAAGAGGGUAGUGAUGUAGGCUUCCAUACUCGUAGUGGAAAACGCUAUGACCCAGCAAAUACAAAAGGGGAGCAUAUGAAAGGAAAAGCCUUAGCGGUUGAACAAAAUAAAACAAAGAUGGCCAGAAUUGAAUUGCAAGUUAACAAACCGGUGACUGAAAAUGAGGCUAGAGAAUUCUUAAAAUUCUUGAAGCACAGUGAAUACAGCGUGGUGGAGCAACUGCAUAAGCAACCGGCACGUAUCUCAGUGCUCGAGCUACUUUUAUGUUCGGAGACACAUCGUAAUGCGUUGAUAAAAGUGCUAAAUGAGACGUAUGUUGCUAACGAUAUCUCUGUGAGCAAGCUGGAUCGCCUGGUUAAUAACAUAAAUACCGACAACUUCAUCUUCUUCAACGAUGAUAAGAUUCCGCCAGGUGGUAUGGGAUCUACCAAGGCCUUACACAUCACUGCCCGUUGUAAGGGGUGUAUACUACCGGGGGUACUCGUUGACAAUGGAUCGACAUUGAAUGUUUUACCCCUAUCUACAUUAAACAGGCUACCUGUGGAUAUUUCUCACAUGAAGUCAUGCCAAAAUAUAGUGAGAGCAUUUGACGGCACUGAGAGAAAAGUGAUGGGAAGAAUCGAGAUACCUCUAUUGAUUGGUCCAAGUACAUACGAGGUGGACUUUUUGGUAAUGGAUAUCAAACCAUCUUACAAUUGCCUAUUAGGGAGGCAUUGGAUCCAUUCUGCGGGGGCUGUACCAUCGUCACUUCACCAAAAGUUGAAAUUGGUGGUAGAGGGACGAUUAGUGACUAUAGGUGCAGAAGAAGACAUCAUUGCAUCAGUCACCGAUGACAUGCCAUACAUAGAGGCUGAUAGUGAAGCGAUAGAAUGUUCAUUCCGAUCAUUGGAAUUCGUAAAUGCCACAUUUGUCAUCGAGAGGAGCAAAAUCCCAGAGCCUAAGAUAUCCAAAGCUACGUCAAUGUGCUUACAGCUAACGAUGGGAAAGGAAGCGUUGCCUGGAAGAGGACUUGGAAAAUACCUCCAGGGACAGGUCGGAGUACCGAUCCUGGUUAACAAACAGGACCGUUAUGGUUUGAGAUAUAAGUCUAAUGCAAGGGAAAUGAGGAAGGAGAUGGAGAAAAGGCAAGAAAAGAGAAGAGCACGUUUGAGCGGGAUAGAAGCCAAGUGGGGUUCGAUAACCUUUCCCCAUAUAUCUAAGACAUUUGUUUCAGGGGGAUUUGUCUACCCUGAAGAGAAUGACGAGGUUACAGAAGGAAGAAUUAGAAGGUUGGACAUCAAUGCCGUAUCCGCGGAAGAAAAGGUGGAAAGGAAUUUAUCGGGUAUUCGCCCUUACGAACCUGGUAGCGUUCUGAAUAACUGGACUGCAGAAGAGAUCCCUGUAACAUUUAGAACUAAUUCAGAGAAAUGUUCAGAACACUUGUCUUCAGAUGUCAACGAGAUGAGUGACGCUGUUACUGACUCAGAAUCCCUUUUUGAACAAGACGUGAGUAUGGAGGAUCUUCAAGACUUUGAAGAUGACCAAGACAGCGUUUUAUCUCCAGAUCUGUUAAGAAUGGUGGAGGAAGAAGAAAAACAAAUCCUAUCUCACAAAGAGUCGGUGGAGGUUAUGAGAAUAGGAGAAGGAAAAGAGGUAAAAAUUGGCGCUUGUAUUGCCACGCAAAUAAAACAGGACCUCAUUGAGUUGCUCAGAGAAUUCAAAGAUGUUUUCGCAUGGUCCUACCAGGAUAUGCCGGGGUUAAAUACUGAUAUUGUGGUGCACCGACUGCCCAUAAGAGAGGAGUGUAGACCAGUCCAACAGAAGCUCCGUAGGAUGAGGCCUGAUGUUUUGUUAAAGAUAAGAGAGGAGGUUUGGAAGCAGUUCGAUGCAGGAUUCUUGCAAGUAGUCAAAUACUCAGAAUGGGUAGCUAAUAUAGUCCCAGUUCCUAAGAAAGAUGGGAAAGUUCGAAUGUGUGUGGACUACAGAGAUUUGAACAGAGCCAGCCCAAAGGAUAAUUUUCCAUUGCCACAUAUCGACACUUUAGUGGAUAACACGGCAAGUUACUCACUUUUCUCCUUUAUGGAUGGUUUCUCCGGAUACAAUCAGAUAAAAAUGCAUCCUGAAGACGUGGACAAGACCACGUUCGUAACAAUGUGGGGCACAUUUUGCUACAGGGUGAUGCCAUUUGGAUUGAAGAAUGCGGGGGCAACAUACCAAAGAGCCAUGGUGACCUUAUUUCAUGAUAUGAUGCAUAAAGAGAUAGAAGUCUAUGUAGACGACAUGAUUGCGAAGUCUAGAACAGAGGAGGAGCAUGUACAAGUUUUGAGAAAAUUGUUUAUGCGGUUAAGAAAGUUCCAACUAAAGCUUAACCCGGCCAAAUGCACUUUCGGAGCUAGAUCUGGGAAGCUUCUAGGGUUCGUGGUCAGUGAAAGAGGGAUCGAAAUUGAUCCGGACAAAGUAAAGGUCAUACAAGAAUUGCCUCCGCCGUGCACUCAGAAAGAAGUUCGAGGUUUCUUGGGAAGACUGAACUAUAUCGCCAGGUUCAUUUCGCAGUUAACAGAGAAAUGCGACCCAAUUUUUCGUCUCCUUAAGAAGCACAAUCCGGGCGUAUGGAAUGAGGAGUGCCAAAGAGCUUUUGACAAGAUUAAGAAUUACUUGUCUAAUGCUCCGGUACUAAUGCCACCAUGCCCAGACAAGCCAUUAAUAUUGUAUUUGGCAGUAUUUGGAAAUUCUAUGGGGUGUGUGUUGGGCCAACAUGAUGAAUCAGGAAGGAAAGAAAAAGCGAUAUACUAUCUCAGCAAGAAGUUCAAUGAAUGCGAGACAAGAUUUUCGCUAAUCGAGAAGCUGUGUUGCGCUUUAGUUUGGGCGACGAGGAGACUGAGACAGUACAUGUUAUAUCAUACCACUUGGCUAAUCUCAAAAUUCGACCCAUUAAAAUACAUGAUGGAGUCAACUGCUCUGAAUGGAAGAAUGGCCCGAUGGCAAAUUCUGCUCUCUGAAUUCGACAUACUCUAUGUGAAUCAAAAGGCUAUAAAAGGGAGUGCAAUAGCAGAUUUUCUAGCUAGUAGAGCUCUGGAAGAUUAUGAGCCUUUAAACUUUAACUUUCCGAAUGAGGACAUAGUAUAUGUAGCAAUCACCAAAGAAAAUACCCGAGAGGGAAAUGUUUGGAAAUUGAACUUCGAUGGAGCUUCAAAUGCUAUAGGCAAUGGUGUUGGGGCAGUUUUGGUAUCCCCGAGCGGAGAUCAUUAUCCAUUCACUUGUAAAUUGGAUUUUGAUUGUACAAACAAUAUGGCUGAAUACGAAGCAUGUAUCAUGGGGAUUCGCGCAGCCAUAGAGCGGAAAAUCAAAGUGCUAGAAGUAUAUGAAGACUCGGCACUAGUAAUCUAUCAGCUCAAAGGAGAAUGGGAGACAAGAGAUCCCAAAUUGGUCAACUACCGAAAAUUGGUUAUGGAACUAAUUGAGGAUUUUGAUGAUAUCACUUUCUGCUACCUUCCACGAGAGGAAAAUCAGAUGGCUGAUGCAUUGGCUACAUUAGCUUCUAUGAUCAAAGUAAAUAGACAGGAGGAUGUGAAGCCAAUCCAAAUGAGCAUUUAUAAAGCUCAGGCCCACUGUUGCAACAUCGAUCAAGAGGAAGGAAAAGACGAUCACCCUUGGUAUCAAGAUAUAUUGCGAUACGUAAAGAAUCGUGAAUACCCAGACCAGGCGACGGAGAAUGAUAAAAGAACAUUAAGAAGGCUGGCUAGUGAUUACGUCUUAGACGGAGAAAUCCUGUAUAAAAGGGGCAGGGAUCAGGUGCUACUAAAAUGCGUAGACUCUACUGAGGCCAAACAAAUCCUGGAAGAGGUCCAUGAUGGCGUCUGUGGAACACAUGCCAAUGGUUUCACAAUGGCCAGGCAAAUCAUGAGAUUCGGAUAUUAUUGGUCCACUAUGGAAGGGGACUAUAUCAAAUAUGCCAAGAAAUGCCACAAAUGUCAAAUAUAUGGGGACAAAAUUCAUGUACCUCCCUCACCUCUGCAUGUCAUGACUUCCCUAUGGCCUUUUUCCAUGUGGGGCAUGGACGUCAUUGGACCAAUAUCGCCAAAAGCUUCAAAUGGCCAUCGGUUCAUCUUCGUAGUGAUCGAUUACUUUACUAAAUGGGUAGAAGCCUCUUCAUACGCUAACGUCACGAAGGCAGCGGUUAGUAGGUUCUUAAAGAAAGAGAUCAUAUGUCGUUAUGGAAUGCCAAAAAGGAUAAUAUCUGACAACGCGCUAAAUUUGAACAACAGUACGAUAGCGGAGGUUUGUGGCCAAUUCAGUAUUAAACACCACAACUCGUCGCCAUACCGCCCAAAAAUGAAUGGCGCGGUGGAGGCAGCCAAUAAAAACAUAAAGAAGAUUGUGGGGAAAAUGACCGAGACUUAUAGAGAUUGGCAUGAGAAGCUUCCAUUUGCUCUUUUUGCUUAUAGAACAUCUGUCAGAACCUCCACCGGGGCAACGCCUUUCUCAUUGGUUUAUGGAAUGGAGGCAGUUUUACCCAUUGAAGUAGAAAUUCCUUCUCUUCGAGUCCUGUCAGAAUUAAAGUUGGACGAAGCAUAAUGGAUCCGAUCUCGAUACGAUCAGCUGAAUCUUGUCGAAGAGAAAAGGCUAAGAGCUAUCCGCCAUGGUCAAAUGUACCAAAGACGAAUGAUGCGAGCUUACAAUAAGAAGGUUCGCCCUAGGGAAUUUCAGGAAGGGGAUUUGGUACUGAAGAAGAUCCUUCCCAUACAAAAAGACUUUAGAGGAAAGUGGAUGCCAAAUUGGGAAGGACCAUAUGUGGUGAAGAAGGCCUUCUCUGGAGGAGCACUGAUAUUAACCGAAAUGGAUGGAAAAACUUUGCCUAACCCAGUGAAUUCAGAUUCGGUGAAGAAGUACUUCGCCUGA
Molecule: messenger RNA, 6261 nt
Organism: Gossypium raimondii (Peruvian cotton)
Lineage: Eukaryota; Viridiplantae; Streptophyta; Magnoliopsida; Malvales; Malvaceae
Exons: 3
Biological process (GO): DNA integration
Molecular function (GO): RNA-DNA hybrid ribonuclease activity; nucleic acid binding
Source: RefSeq, a predicted model, not a curated record